Rhipicephalus microplus (southern cattle tick) is the source of this 2489-nucleotide messenger RNA. RefSeq lists its product as uncharacterized. The record is from RefSeq and is a predicted model, not a curated record. NCBI's taxonomy places the organism in Eukaryota, Metazoa, Arthropoda, Arachnida, Ixodida, Ixodidae.
AUCUAAAGCCAUCUAAAAGCGCCCUGUAGUACCAAUAGGACCGCUAAAAGCAUCAAGUGCUCGGGCGACGGGCUCAAAACUUUUUCGUGAGGAUGACUGCGAUACGUCCAUGGCUGGCUCUGCUGGCUGUAGGGGUUUGUAUAAGAUUUACAUGCGGAGCACCAUCUUGGUACAUAUCAAAUAACCACGAAGAUGAAAAUACGAAUCUUUCUAAUGGACAACAUCCAACAAGUCUGAUUGAAAAACGUGCUGAUAGUGCUCAAGAAGAUCAAAACCGCUUGGACAAUGACAGUGUAUUGAAUGAAAAGAGUGAUUACAAAGCAGAAUAUGACACUAAGCGAAUAUCCAGCGAAAAGAAAAACUUAGCACAGGUCAAUGCAUACAAAGAAGAAAGUGGUUCGGCCGGUGGUAGCGAUGAAGAUGAAUCCGAUAGCGAAAACGGUUCUGACGAGGAUAGUGCGUCCGAGGAAGAGAGUGGUUCAGCCGGCGGCAGCGAUGAAGAUGAAUCCAAUAGCGAAAACGGUUCUGACGAGGAGAGUGGAUCCAAAGAAGAGAGUGGUUCGAGCGGCGGGAGCGAUGAAGAUAAAUCCAAUAGCGGAAACGGUUCUGACGAGGAGAAUGGAUCUGAAAAAGGGAGUGGUUCGAACGGCAAGAGCGAUGAAGAUAGAUCCAAUAGCGAAAACGGUUCUGACGAGGAGAGUGGAUCCCAAGAAGAGAGCAGUUCGAAUGGCGGCAGCAAUGAAGAUGAAUCCAAUAAUGAAAACAGUUCUGGCAAUGAGAGUGGAUCUGACGAGGAGAGUGGUUCAAAUGGCGGCAGCAAUGAAGGUAAAUCCAAUAGCGGAAACGGUUCUGACGAGGAGAGUGGAUCUGAAGAAGAGAGUGGUUCGAACGGCGGGAGCAAUGAAGGUAAAUCCAAUAGCGGAAACGGUUCUGACGAAAAGAGUGGAUCCCAAGAAGAGAGUGGUUCAACCGGCGGCAGCAAUGAAGAUGAAUCCAAUAGCGGAAACGGUUCUAAUGAGGAAAGUGGAUCUGAAGAAGGAAGUGGCUCGACCGGCGGCAGCGAUGAAGAUGAAUCCGACAGCGAAAACAGUUCUGACGAGGAGAGUGGAUCCGAAGAAGCGAGUGGUUCGAGCGGCGGGAGCGAUGAAGAUAAAUCCAAUAGCGGAAACGGUUCUGACGAGGAGAGUGGAUCUGAAAAAGGGAGUGGUUCGAACGGCAGGAGCGAUGAAGAUAGAUCCAAUAGCGAAAACGGUUCUGACGAGGAGAGUGGAUCCCAAGAAGAGAGCAGUUCGAAUGGUGGCAGCAAUGAAGAUGAAUCCAAUAGUGAAAACGGUUCUGAUGAGGAGAGUGCAUCCGAAAAAGAGAGUGGUUCAAAUGGCGGCAGCAAUGAAGAUGAAUCCAAUAGUGAAAACGGUUCUGAUGAGGAGAGUGCAUCCGAAAAAGAGAGUGGUUCGAGCGGCGGGAGCGAUGAAGAUAAAUCCAAUAGCGGAAACGGUUCUGACGAGGAGAGUGGAUCUGAAGAAGGGAGUGUUUCGAACGGCGGGAGCGAUGAAGGUAAAUCCAAUAGCGGAAACGGUUCUGACGAGGAGAGUGGAUCUGAAGAAGGGAGUGGUUCGAACGGCGGGAGCAAUGAAGGUAAAUCCAAUAGCGGAAACGGUUCUGACGAAAAGAGUGGAUCCCAAGAAGAGAGUGGUUCGACCGGCGGCAGCAAUGAAGAUGAAUCCAAUAGCGGAAACGGUUCUAACGAGGAAAGUGGAUCUGAAGAAGGAAGUGGUUCGACCGGCGGCAGCGAUGAAGAUGAAUCCGACAGCGAAAACAGUUCUGACGAGGAGAGUGGAUCCGAAGAAGCGAGUGGUUCGACUGGCGGCAGCGAUGAAGAUGGAUCCAGUAGCGAAAACGGUUCUCACGAGAAGAGUGGAUCUGAAGAAGCGAGUGGUUCGAACGGCAGCAGUGAUGAAGAGGAGAGUAACGACAAAUAAUUGUCUUAGGAAUGCAACAUCUUCUUCUUGUUAAGAAACCGCGAAUAGAUUAACAGCACUUGUGUAUGCGUCCUCUAUGCGUGUGUGUUUUUUAAUCUUUUUGUGCACUGCUUUACCAAAAAAUAAAGUUAAAGUAGACAGUACGCAAACAGAUCAUAGUUUAUAGAAAAAGUAGUGUGAGAAAUAUGCACCAAGAAGAAAAGAAACUCAAUAAAUUAGUUACUUUGUUUUUUUAUUGUUGCUGGUUUCAAAAUUGCUAGAAAUAUGCGGCAGAACCGGAGUCGUCUAAACAAAUUACUUAUUUUUGUGCCAAUCGUUAGGCACUUUUUUUUUUCGAGGAGCCGAAGCUAUCCUUCAUAUCAGAAGGAAGCUGCUUCCUGUUACUUUCCAUGAGCUUUUUUUGCCACAAGUCCUUGUUUUUAUAGCCAAUCAGUGGUAUUCAGCAUAGCCAUCACUUACAGCCGGAUAUUAAAACGAUAAUAAAACUUUACAUCUACAACCACGUGAACC